Messenger RNA from Hermetia illucens (black soldier fly), 1984 nucleotides. Its product is annotated as glucose dehydrogenase [FAD, quinone]. The record is from RefSeq and is a predicted model, not a curated record. The transcript has 2 exons. Gene Ontology annotation, molecular function: oxidoreductase activity, acting on CH-OH group of donors; flavin adenine dinucleotide binding. NCBI's taxonomy places the organism in Eukaryota, Metazoa, Arthropoda, Insecta, Diptera, Stratiomyidae. The coding region runs from base 38 to 1957 and encodes 639 amino acids.
AAAGCGAUUAGAUCGAAAAUACAACGGGAAGGCCACCAUGGUAACUGUCCAUGGAUAUUAUACGCUAGUUCGUAUAUUUAUGAGCCUUGGACCUGGCCUGUACGCCAUAAUCCUGCUCAUGAAAGGAGUUGAAAUUGAAAGGACCGACAUCAUCGAUCCCGAAGGACGAGUGAGCUCGGUGCCCGCGAAAGAUAUAGCGAAAAUGUAUGAUUUCGUAGUGGUUGGCGGCGGAUCCGCGGGAGCUGCUUUAGCAGCGCGUUUAUCCGAAAUUCCAGAUUGGACAGUUCUUCUGCUGGAAGCUGGCCCCGACGAGCCAGCCCUUACAGACAUACCUCUUAUGUACCCGGUAUUUCAAGGUGGAAUAUACGAUUGGCAAUAUAAGACCGAGCCCUCCGAUCAAUAUUGCCUAUCUAUGGAGAAACAGCAAUGUCAUUGGCCCCGUGCCAAGUGCUUAGGUGGUUGCAGUGUCCUCAAUGCUAUGUUGUAUGUGCGCGGAAACAGACGGGAUUACGAUCGCUGGGCGGAGUUCGGUAACGUCGGGUGGGAUUAUAACAAUGUCCUCUACUACUUCAAAAAGCUGGAAGACAUGCGAAUCCCGGAGCUACAGAACAGUGAAUACCAUAGCGUUGGGGGUCCGAUUUCAGUCGAGUUUUUCAAAUUUGUGACUCCGCUUUUCGACUUUUUCCUUGAAGCUGGACGUGAAUUAAAUUUGCUUAAUUAUUAUAACGACAUGAACGGUGAAAGCCAAACAGGAUUCACACGCGCUCAAGGGUCCAUCCGCGAUGGGCUAAGAUGCAGCUCGGCGAAAGGCUACUUAAGACCAGUGCAUAAACGCCCAAACUUACACAUAUCGCUAAAAUCAUUUGUUCACAAAGUCCAUAUUGACCCAAAUACGAAAAGUGCUACGUCGGUAAAAUUCGAUGUGAUGGGAAUUCAGAAAGAAGUGUUUACCCGCAAAGAAGUUAUUCUCUCGGCCGGUGCCAUUGCAAGUCCACAGUUGUUGAUGUUAUCUGGUGUAGGGCCCAGACGGAUGUUAAGCCAAUUUAACAUUCCAGUAAUCAAAGAUGCUCCCGGCGUCGGAGAGAAUUUGCAGGACCACAUUGCAGCAGGUGGAGCCAGUUACCUCAUUAAUAACGACAUCACCCACCAAAUUCUCUCAUUCAUUAUUCCGAAAAUGUUCAGUAUCCCCAACGUCGACCAUUUCGUGUUUGAUAACAAAGGGCCUUUCUAUGCGAAUCCUCUGUGUGAGAUCAUGGGAUAUUUCAGCACAAAAUACCAAGAUCCAAGCCUUGAUUGGCCGGACGUUCAGCUGUUCAUGGCCAGUUUAGGCUUCAGUUCUGAUGGAGGCUUGUUUGAACUCAUGGGUUCAGGUAUCAGUAUCAACGCUUAUGGAGACGUAUUCGAACCAGUUAUCUAUAGAGACUCCUACACAAUAAUCCCACUAGUCAUGCGACCUAGAAGCCGUGGACGUAUUGUUCUGAAAAGUGCUAAUCCUAAAAUUCAUCCGCGAAUCUAUGCAAAUUAUUUCCAGGAUCCCAUGGAUAUGGCAGUGAUGGUGGAAGGUUUGAAGUUUACCUACCAAGUUUCUCAGACCAGAGUGUUCCAAUACUUGAAUGCCACUUUGAAUCCGUACAUCAGACGAGCCUGUCCCAAUGUGACCUAUUUGAGUGACCCAUUUUGGGAGUGCUUAGCUCGUCAAUUUUCACAGACGAUUUACCAUCCAUCCGGGACUUGCAAAAUGGGAGUUAUGGAGGAUCCUAUGGCAGUGGUGGAUCCCAGACUUCGAGUCUACGGGGUAACGGGGCUACGUGUAGUUGAUGCCAGUAUUAUGCCGACGAUAGUGAGCGGCAAUACCAAUAUUCCGACAAUGAUGAUCGCAGAGAAGGCUGCAGAUAUGAUUAAGGAAGAAUAUUACCAUUACAGUUAUAAACAUUAUGUAUCACAAGGAUAUAUGUAAAUAAAUAAACAAGUUUGUUUUUGUUUA